Messenger RNA from Hipposideros armiger (great roundleaf bat), 1322 nucleotides. It is a transcript of the gene DUOXA2, whose product is annotated as dual oxidase maturation factor 2. Gene Ontology annotation, biological process: protein transport. The transcript is spliced from 6 exons. NCBI's taxonomy places the organism in Eukaryota, Metazoa, Chordata, Mammalia, Chiroptera, Hipposideridae. The record is from RefSeq and is a predicted model, not a curated record. Gene Ontology annotation, cellular component: endoplasmic reticulum membrane. The coding region runs from base 226 to 1188 and encodes 320 amino acids.
UCCAAACGCAGAGUGAACCUGCAGAACCGCGAAGGAAACUGGCCACAGCAAGUAAGAAAUAAUUCCGACUCCGCCCAGGCGUGUUGAGGGACUCACACUUGACCAACUUUGAGUUAAGCCCUAGCACGCAAAGAGCGGGAUAAAAAGAAGUGGGACCCGGCUCCAACAUCAAGGACGCGCUCUUCCUGCACAAACAGACUUAGCAGCUAAUCGCCGGGUUUCAGCAUGACUCUCUGGAAUGGCGAGCUGCCUUAUUACCCCCAGCCCCGGCAUCCAGCCAGCUUCAGCGUCCCGCUGCUCAUCGUCAUUCUGGUGUUUUUAUGCUUGGCCAUCAGCUUCUUGCUCAUCUUGCCCGGGAUUCGUGGCCACUCGCGCUGGUUCUGGUUGGUGAGAGUUCUUCUAAGUCUGUUCAUAGGCGCAGAAAUUGUGGCCGUGCACUUCAGCGCAGAAUGGUCAGUAGGUUGGGUGAGCACCAACACAUCCUACAAGGCCUUCAGUGCAGCACGCAUUCGAGCCCACGUCGGUCUGCAUGUGGGCCUGGAGGGAAUUAAUAUCACACUCACAGGGACCCCUGUGCAGCAGCUGAACGAGACCAUCGACUACAACGAGCAGUUUAGCUGGCGUCCGGGCAAGAAUUAUGCGGAGGACUACGAGGAGGCACUGGAGAAGGGGCUGCCUGAUCCAGUUCUCUACUUGGCGGAGAAGUUCACCAGGAGCAGCCCCUGCGGGCUCUACCAACAGUACCGGCUGGCAGGAUACUAUGCCUCGGCCACGCUGUGGGUGGCGUUCUGCCUCUGGCUCCUCUCCAACGCGCUGCUCUCCAUGCCCGUCCCGCUGUAUGGAGGCCUGGCGUUCCUGGCCACCGGCACGUUCGCGCUCUUCUCUGUCUUCGUCUUCGCCUCCAUCUCCAGCGUGCCGCUCUGUUCGCUCCGCCUCGGCUCCUCCGCGCUCACCACUCACUACGGUGCUGCCUUUUGGGUCACGCUGGCCACCGGGGUCCUGUGCCUCCUUUUGGGAGGGGCCGUGGUGAGUCUUCAUUACGCUCGGCCCAGCGCUCUUCGCACCUUCUUGGACCUAAACGUCAAGGACUGCAGUAAUCAGGCAAGAGGGGGUUCACCUCUCAACUUCCACAACCCAAUACACAAGCAGUUCGGGGCCUCAGACUUCACGAUCAGUACUAACCUGUAAAUAAAAGACUCUUACUUCGUCUCGGUCACAAGCAGGCCGGGAGCAGUGCUCCAGGAGGGGCGCUGCGCUGCUGCGGGAGCCCAGAAAAAUAUGGGCAGCCUCAGACAUGUGCCAUAAAUAAAAUUUUUCCUUUU